AAAAAGGAAAUUACAACAAUGAGUUAGCCGAGAUUUCCCGAUAUAUUUCAUAAAACUUAUUAAAAAUCCAGAAUUGCAUUAUAUUCAAUCAGAAAUUGAAAUCUGUAAAAGAAUCUAAAGCACGCAGAUUUGUGUGCUCAGUCUCUCUUUCUCUAUGUAUAUAUACAUGUAUAAAUACAUGCAAAUCUCAUUAGAUAACCUAUCACCCGAAUCUUUCUUUGUAAUCUUAAAUCUAUUCAAAAGCUUCAAUUUUUAUGGUUCAAUUAGGGUUUCUCUAGCUUCUUGCUAAAGAUUUAGAGUGUGAAUUUUCUCUAGUCUCUGCUACUACUGCUGAAGCUAGCUAAUGGCUGCAAAAGGGUAGUGUGAAUUCAGCUCUUUCUGUUUUCUUUUGUUUAGCUAGGUUCCAGCUCUGUUAUUUUGCAAAAUCAAGAAUUGGGUAUAGAAAAAACUUCUAUUUGUUGUCAUUGGGUUUCUUUGAUUAGUUUUGCAAGAAAAAAGCUCAAUAAAGAAAACCCGGAAUUGAGCAAUUGAGUUAUCUGUCUAUAUAGGAAUUAAAAAUUAGAUUUUUAAUUUUGAGGUUUUUGCGUUCCGGUCUACAAUGGCCUCUUAUAGGCAGUUUCCUUCACAAUCCACACUACCACCACCACCACCACCACCACCACCACAACAGCAGCAGCAGCAGCAAAGACCUAAUCAAUACAAUCAAAUGCAAAUUCCUAACCAGCAAAAAUUCUCACAACAUUAUCCUCCACCACCACCACCGCCACCUCACCAACAAUAUCCAUAUCAACAACCACCUCCACCACCACCACCAGACUCAUCAUAUCCACCUCCACCUCCACCUCCACCAGCAUCAGGAGGAUACUACCCUUCAUCACAGUAUCCUCCUCUGCAUGGUCAUCAACCAUUGCAACAACCAAUGCAGCCACCUCCUCCACCACCUCCUUCAUCUCCUCCACCCAGCUCUUCAAUGCCGCCACCACCACCACCACCACCAAGUUCCCCACCACCACCACCUCCUCCUAAGGAAAGUGGAGGUGAAAGAGAUAAAGGAAUGUCUAGAGAAAGGAGAGAACUUGGAAAUUCAAAUCAUGGUGAUGUUUCUAGACAUGAGCAGCAGCAUAGGCCACCAGCUCCACCACCUGGUGGGAAGAAGGUGAGUGGUCCACCAUCAGGGAGAGUGGAGACUGAGGAGGAAAGGAGGUUGAGGAAGAAAAGGGAGUUUGAGAAGCAUAGACAAGAAGAGAAGCAUAGGCAACAAGUAAAAGAAUCUCAGAAUUCAAUUUUGCAAAAGACCCAGAUGCUAUCUGCUCAAAAGGGGCAUGGUUCCAUUGUUGGGUCAAGAAUGGGGGAUAGGAGAGCCCCUCCAUUAUUGGGUGGGGAGAGGAUUGAAAAUAGGUUGAAGAAGCCAACAACUUUCUUGUGCAAAUUGAAAUUCCGUAAUGAACUUCCUGAUCCAAGUGCGCAACCAAAGCUUAUGACUAUGAAGAGGGAUAAAGAUAGGUUUACAAAAUACACAAUCACAUCAUUGGAGAAAAUGUAUAAACCCCAGCUGUUCGUGGAGCCAGAUCUUGGGAUACCUCUGGACCUACUAGAUCUCAGCGUAUACAAUCGUCCUCCUGCUAGUGAGAGGCCACCUCUUGAUCCAGAGGAUGAGGAAUUAUUGCGUGAUGAUGAAGCGGUUACCCCUGUAAAAAGGGAAGGGUUAAAAAUAAAAGAGCGCCCCACUGAUAAAGGUGUCUCUUGGCUGGUCAAAACACAGUAUAUAUCCUCUCUAAGCACGGACUCAACCAAACAGUCUAUGACUGAAAAGCAAGCUAAAGAACUGCGAGAAAGGAAAGGAGGCCAUAACCUUUUGAAGAAUCUCAAUAAUAGGGAGAGUCAAAUCAAGGAAAUCGAAGCAUCAUUUGAGGCAUGCAAGCUAACUCCUGUCCAUGCAACCAACAAAAAUCUUAAGCCUGUUGAGAUUCUGCCUCUGAUACCUGAUUUUGAUCGGUAUGAAGAUAAAUUUGUUACUGUGGCAUUUGAUAAUGCUCCUACAGCUGAUUCAGAAAUCUACAGCAAGUUGGAUUCAUCUGUUCGUGAGGCCUGUGAAUCACGGGCUGUCAUGAAAGCUUGUGUGGCAACAGGGUCUGAUCCAGCUAACCCAGAAAAGUUUUUAGCAUACAUGGCCCCUUCUCCUAAUGAGCUGUCAAAGGAUAUGUAUGAUGAAAAUGAGGACAUCUCAUAUAACUGGGUUCGUGAGUAUCACUGGGAUGUUCAAGGUGAUGGUGGUAAUGACCCAACAACAUUCCUUGUUUCAUUUGAUGAAGAUGCUGCUCGUUAUGUGCCUCUUCCCACAAAGAUCAACCUAAGAAAGAAGCGAGCCAGAGAGGGAAGAUCUGGUGAUGAGGUCGAACAUUUUCCGGCUCCAUCAAGCGUUACAGUAAGGAGGAGGCCAACUGCUGCUGCAAGGGAACUAAGGGAUUCAGCGGGAGCUUCAAGUUCAAGGGGUAAUAUCCUGGAUUCAAGGAUGGGAACAGGAGAUGAUGAUGAUGGCCUCGGAAGAGUGCAUAGGGUUGCUCGAGAUGAUGAUCUUGACCAUUCAAGUGAAGCUGAAGAUGACUUGUCUGAAUGAUUGGUCCUAAAAUGCUGAUGCUCUUAUAGUUGGUGUGGCAGAAGACAGAUAGGAUUUCUUUUUUCAUCUGGAUGCUAUAAUAAACUGAGAUAGAAAUAAUCCAAUGUACAUGCCAACCGUCCAAAAUAUACAUGUUUUUCUUUUCUUUCUUUUCAGGUUAUAGCUGGUUUUAGUCGAUAUAGAUUUCCCAUAUACCAUAAAAGGCAAAAAAAGGAAUGAAGGUUAAAAGGAGUUGGACAUGGGAGAGUUCUGUUUAGUUUUAUGUAAACUUGUUACAUUUAAGUUAAUCUAUGGAAUAGUUUCUCCUUA
Messenger RNA from Ricinus communis (castor bean), 2926 nucleotides. RefSeq names its product protein PAF1 homolog. The transcript has 12 exons. The record is from RefSeq and is a predicted model, not a curated record. Gene Ontology annotation, cellular component: Cdc73/Paf1 complex. Gene Ontology annotation, biological process: transcription elongation by RNA polymerase II. Gene Ontology annotation, molecular function: chromatin binding; RNA polymerase II complex binding. The coding region runs from base 599 to 2617 and encodes 672 amino acids. Lineage: Eukaryota; Viridiplantae; Streptophyta; Magnoliopsida; Malpighiales; Euphorbiaceae.